Messenger RNA from Suhomyces tanzawaensis NRRL Y-17324, 2172 nucleotides. RefSeq names its product RNA-processing protein. The coding region runs from base 1 to 2172 and encodes 723 amino acids. The record is from RefSeq and is a predicted model, not a curated record. Gene Ontology annotation, cellular component: mRNA cleavage and polyadenylation specificity factor complex. Lineage: Eukaryota; Fungi; Ascomycota; Pichiomycetes; Serinales; Debaryomycetaceae. The transcript is spliced from 2 exons.
AUGUCGUUCAGUCCCGAUCAGAUCGUCGAGCAGCUCGAUCAAGCCAAGAACCUCGCCUACACAGAUGCCUCCACAUACCCCCAAGUGUUACGACAAAUCUUGAACUUCGUGACCAGCCCCGAGUCCAAAAUCCAGUUGUGGUGUGUUCAAUUCCUAAAGGAAUCGUUUGUGGAAAACAAAAUCGCCAACCACAGUGACAAGGUAGACCUCGCCAUAGACUCGUUAGAUUCUCUUGUAUUUUUAUCCAACAUCCCUAACUUGCAUAUAUUCAAGCAUGUCAUCUCCAUCUCCAGUGUGAUCUACCGGUUAGUGUUCAGAUAUGUGGCGGAAAACGACGGAUGUAACCCCAUCUGGAGCAAAUUGACCGAGUUGAAGAACUCAUUAGUCAACAAGUUCCAGUCCAAUUUCCCAUUGGAGGCUUCCGAUAACGAGGAAUUUGAUCUUUUCAGAAACAUCGACACCAAGAUCGAGCUCGUCAAAUUCAUGAUGUUGGUGAUCGACUACCAGUCCAAGUCUACGGUGAUAAAUGGCUCCUCGUCCAAUGGGUCGGUGUCGCCGCCUCCAAACACUUUUUCGUUGAACAACGUCACCACCACCCAUUCUUUAAUUAAAUACAGCAACAUGGAAUAUGAAGCCGUCAACCUCUUGGACUUGCUCUUGAAAACCUUCAGCAAUAACGUCAUAGUGGCCCCAUUGAUCACGGCCACCUUGAACCACUUCAUCAUCAUCAUGAAAAGAAAACCGCAAUAUGUCACCAAAAUCUUGAACAUGGUUGAAAACUAUGAUACCAACGCAAAGUUCCAAUCCAACUACCAGAGUCUAGAGGAGUUCAAAUUGGCCAAAAAGUACGUCGAUAGAAUCUUCAGAGUAUUUCUCUUCCAUAUAUUAAGAAACAACUUGGUCCCCACCAAUUACCAAAACACUCUCAACAAGAAAAUGAACCAGUUGGUGGAAAGAGGAAAUGAUAUCAGAAAGAAGAACAUCUUUGUUAUCAAUGAACCAAACAUCAGAAAGAGGAAGUUCGAUGGGUUCCUCAAUCCCACCAAAAAGAUUAAAACUCUCGACUACAAGAACCUUUACUGUUUAAACGACAUCAACAGCGACUUGAACAACUUUGAUUUGACGUCUGUGCCCCAACACAUAUUGACCCAAAUGGUGGUAACUGCAUUAAAAAAGGCUAGCGUCAACAAGGUAACCAAGGCAUUGGAAAUUAUCAGUGAAAGAUACACCGAUGCCAUUUUGGGGCCUGGAGUUGCUAUCAAAAAGGAAGAUGCCGACGAGGACGACGAUGACGACGAUGUGGGUGAAAAUUAUAACCCCGAAACGGUCUACACAUUGCCUCCACCAACCGAUUUAUCGUUCCAAGAAAAGAAGGAGCACAUCAGCAUUAUUAUCAAAAACUUCUUCAAGUUGGCCAACAAUCCCAACGGGAUAAGUCCUGAGGAAGAGAAGGUUGGCGAUGCUGAAGAGGGAAUUAACAAGGAACUCACCAAGACCGCCAUCAACUCAUGGAAAAAGGAUAGUUGGUUGGUGCUCUUGACCCGGUUGGCUACCCGAGGCAUGAGAUCCGCUGUUUUGCAGGAGGACGAAGAUAACGAAGCCGAGAAAUCGCCUGAUGCCAAAGCCAACGAAGAAAUGAGCGAUAUGAUCAGAACUGCCAUUUUCGACUAUUUCUUGGAUAACAUCCAUUCCAGAAUAGAUUUGAUCAUCGAGUGGUUGAAUGAAGAAUGGUACAGCGAAAAGGUGUUCAACGAGGAGAUCCAGAUCAGAAAGGCCAAGGCACAGAAAGCAGUGAAGCAGGAGGCGAGCGACGAUGCCAUUGUAGACACUCCUCCCGUCGAGACUGCCAAAGUGGAGACUCCCAUUUACAAUAAAUGGGCCGGAAAGGUGUUGGACUCCAUGAUUCCAUUUUUGGAACCUAACGAUCGUAAGAUUUUCAUCCGGUUGUUGAGUGACUUGCCGUACCUCAACGAGGAUUUAGUGGGUAGAAUCAAGUCUUUGUGCUUGGAUCCCGUGAGAAUUAAAAUAGGGUUUUUGUCGUUGCAAUUCUUGAUCAUGUACCGUCCUCCAGUCAAGGAUGUCUGCCUUAAGAUCUUGACCCAGUUGAGCGAGAGUGACCAGGACGACUUGCGGGAAGAAGCCAAGAAGUUGCUCGCUAAGUAUAGUGUAUGA